This is a messenger RNA of Oryza brachyantha (malo sina), 1057 nucleotides long. RefSeq lists its product as uncharacterized. The record is from RefSeq and is a predicted model, not a curated record. The transcript is spliced from 2 exons. NCBI's taxonomy places the organism in Eukaryota, Viridiplantae, Streptophyta, Magnoliopsida, Poales, Poaceae. The coding region runs from base 116 to 787 and encodes 223 amino acids.
GAUACUUGCGUUCUGGAUAGAUAUUAUAUAUGGGAUCAUCAAGCGGAAAAACAACAACGCUGCUACUUGUAAAUCAAGGAAAAGAAUCAAUCAAGAACCAAAUAAAUCGAUCAGGAUGAACGGUGUGUUCGUCGUCGACGAACACUCAAGGAAGGUAACCUUAGCGCGAGAUCUCCUGGCACCCUUCAUCGCCGCCACCGCCACAGGUAGGUACCGUCACGACGACGGCCUCCAUUGCCGCUGCGUCCUGCUCCGGGAUCUCGACCAGUCGACCAAGAUCGACGACCUGAGCGCCCACGUGGCGGCGGCGACCGGCGAAGCCAUCGAGGCCGUCGCCCUGUGCAACCUCUGGCAGUGCGCCGUCGUCGUCUUCAGGAAAGAAGCCAGCGUCGCCAUCGCCGUCAAGACGACAACGACGCUCGGCCGCUGCAACGAGGUCGGGCCUCUCUACAACGCCACGAUCCGCUCCAUCCGUCCCCAACUCGUCGAGGUCGUUAUAUAUCCAUCUACUCCGUCAGGUGCAGUGAUGAGGCUAACUCCAACAUGCACACAAUAUGCACCGGCCGACACGAGGUUCGAACAAGACAUCCAAACUAUACACUGCAAGGCCAAUGGAUCUUACGACAACUUUCAUCCCACACAAUAUCCUGAGCCACCGGCCGGCACCACGGCUACUGGAUCUUUCGACCAGCUUCAUCCUGAUGAGAUUCCGAGUCAUACCGGCACCACUUCUGAAGUCAACAUACAAUCUGAAUCCCCUCGUGAUUCCUCCUCGCAGACAGAUUAGGCACUAGUAGAUUCGUUUUUAAAGUUUUAUCCUUUAUAUAUACAUACAGCUUGACUCUUGUGCUUUUUUUCCUUACUUUCUGCUAUCCUAUCUAGUGAGCUAUCUGAAAUAUAAGUCAUUGUUUUCCGGGUCGGUCUGAUCUUGAUAGUACAAUUGUACGAGUCGUCAUAUGAACAUAAAAUUGUCGAAGAUAGAGAGAUCAAAUUGAUCUUACUGCAGUCGAGAAAAUCUGCUAGCUUCCACACCGUGGUUUUCUCUUGGAUAUACCCA